Molecule: messenger RNA, 2375 nt
Organism: Tarenaya hassleriana
Lineage: Eukaryota; Viridiplantae; Streptophyta; Magnoliopsida; Brassicales; Cleomaceae
Exons: 4
Coding region: 176-2110 (644 amino acids)
Source: RefSeq, a predicted model, not a curated record
UGUACUGAUCAAACCUCCACACAGCAACCGCCAAGUGCUUCAAAUUCCUAACUUUGUCUCUUAUUAUAAUUCUCUCUCUCUCUCUCUUUUGCAUUUCCAUGGAAGGGAAGCCAUAGAUAUGCUUUGAAGCUCUCUGUAGUUUUUGUUUGUGGGAAGAGAUCUAGAGGCUUUCGACAUGCCGAGGCAGAACAAGAGCGUGGAGAAUCUGCUACUGCAAGGGAAAAUCAGGAAGCGUGGAAUUUCGUCAUCGCCGUCAUCAUCGACGUCGUCGGUUCUCCGGGAGGGUUACAGGUUCAAGAGAGCGAUUGUGGUCGGGAAGAGAGGAGGAUCCACUACUCCUGUCCCUACGUGGAGGCUGAUCGGCCGAUCUCCGACUCCAGCCUCCGCAUUGCGACCCGCCGCGUCUCCGAGGUAUGCGCCGUCGCAAAGCGGGAGCAAGUCCGGUGCUGCGGCGGCGGCGGCCCCACCGGUUUCGGCGAGGAAGCUGGCGGCGACGCUGUGGGAGAUGAACGAGAUCCCGUCGCCUAGAGUGGCGAAGGAGAGCGAGGAGAACAGGAUGGCGGAGGCGAGGAGGAAGACGAGGAAGGAAAGAGGCGUGCCUCCUCCGCCUCCGCCGAGGUCGGUGCACUCCCCUUACUUGCCGCCUCACCUCUCCGAUCCAUCUCAUAGCCCCAUCUCCGAGAGGAUGGAGAGAUCAGGGACUGGAAGCCGCCAGAGAAGAGCAUCCUCCAUCUUGCAGAAGCUUAGGCUUGCAGACCACAAUGUCGGCCCGAUGGAUUCUAUCAGCAACGGCAGCUUCAUGGAUAUCGAGACUCGAUCACGGGUGGAGACUCCGGCUGGAUCAAAUGUGGGAGUCAAGACACGGUUAAAGGAUGCUAGUAACGCUCUGACCACAUCAAAAGAGCUACUCAAAAUCAUUAAUCGGAUGUGGGGUCAAGAGGAGCGGCCAUCUUCGAGCAUGUCCCUCAUCUCAGCUUUACAUGCCGAGCUCGAAAGAGCUCGCCUGCAGGUCAAUCAGUUCAUCCAAGAACAGCGAUCAGAUCACAGCGACAUUAACUACUUGAUGAAACGCUUUGCCGAAGAAAAAGCAGCGUGGAAAAACAAGGAGCAGGAGAUUGUUGAGGCAGCAGUUGAAUCUGUUGCUGGUGAACUCGAGGUAGAGAGGAAGCUGAGGAAACGGCUCGAGAGUCUGAACAAGAAGUUAGGCAAGGAAUUGGCCGAGACAAAGUCAGCUCUGAUGAAAGCUGUGAAAGAAAUCGAGAACGAGAAGAGAGUGAGGCUGAUGGUUGAGAAAGUGUGCGAUGAACUAGCUAGGGACAUAAGCGAAGACAAAGCCGAAGUCGAGGAACUCAAGAGGGAAUCUUUAAAAGCGAGAGAAGAGGUCGAGAAGGAACGGGAGAUGCUGCAGUUAGCCGAUGCCUUACGGGAGGAGAGGGUCCAGAUGAAACUCUCGGAAGCCAAACACCAGCUCGAGGAGAAAAACGCUGCGGUCGAUAAACUGAGGACACAGCUUCAGGCUUACCUCGGAGCCAAAAGAUCGAAAGAGAAAUCUCGAGGACCUCAAGGCCAUGUAAACGCCGAGGAGAUCGCAGAGUUCCUGAUGAACAACAACAUCCAUUUCAGCUCAUUUAACGAAGAAGAUGGAGAAGUGGUGGAGGAGGAUGGAGAUGAAUCAGAGCAAGAUUCAGGGGAAAGCGAUCUUCAUUCGAUAGAACUGAAUAUGGACAAUAAUAACAACAGCAACAGAAGCUCCUACAAAUGGCCAACAACAACAAUGUUCGAGGAAGAGACGAAAGGCAGAAGAUCGACGUCGAGCAUAAUAGCGUCGAGGAUGAAAAGCUCGUCUCUACAAAGGAGCAUAUCGGAUGGAAUCGACUGGGUAGGCCAGAGCGAGAAGCUUCAGAAAGCGUCAGAUGGGUCGGAGCAUAAAGGAGGAGGGUAUCCAGACAAGGGCUGUAAUAAAGAUCACGUCUUGAUGGGUUCAAGACCAAGUAAAGCUCGAGGAUAUGGUGGGGAGAGACCUCCACCGGCCGGACCAGGACCGGUUUCCAAGUCACGGCUGUCUGAAACUAAAGGGGAGAGCCAUAACGGUAGAAAACCGAGAUGGUGAUGAUCCAGAUUUUAGGCCCCUUUCUACCACUCUCUUCACUUUCUGCUCUCUCUCUCUCUUUUUUGUUUUGCUGAGUGAUUUUUUUUUCCCCCUGACCAGUCCAAGCUUUUUCCAUGUACAAAACCGACAUGCACCAGCAUCUUCCCCGAUAUGCAUUGCCGUUCCUUUGGACAAGGCAUGUUACAUUUUAGGCCUAAGUAACACUGCUUGCCGUUUGAAUCUAGGAAAGAUGGAAGUGGUCGUCUGGUCUCGGCCUAUAAAACGA